AUGUUCAAACGAAAGACAGUAAAUGUUAAUGCAGGCUAUUUAAAACAUUAGCGGCCAUCACACAUGCACGUUAUUACUUUUGUUUGCUAGCUUAACCAACCUAAUUGAUACCCUUCCAAAUUGAAUUUGAUUUCUUGAAACACUGAUGUGCUGUGUGUAGCAAGCCAGUAAAUAUUAAUAUGGACUAUAUACACUUACCGGCCACUUCACUUACUAGUACCGGAUUGGACUCCCUUUUGUCUUUAGAUCUGCCUUAAUUCUUCAUGGCGUGGAUUCAUCAAGAAUGAAGAUGAAGCCUGCCGUGCCACUUCUCCUCCUGGCCCUGCUCGCUGUCACAGGGCUGAGCCAAGCCCAACUCGGGAACUCUUUCCUGGAUUUUUCCUGGAUCCUUCCCAGUCUCAGUCGGCCGGCGAACCACAGCCGCAUCUUCUACGCGGUGAUGUUUGAUGCAGGGAGCACGGGGACACGCAUUCAUGUCUACACCUUCAUCCAGAGCGACUCAGAGCAGCUCCCCAUGUUGGACAAUGAGAUGUUUCAUUCCAUAAAGCCUGGCUUGUCGGCAUAUGUCGACGUCCCUGAAACGGCUGGACAAACAGUGAGGAUGCUGUUAAAGGUAGCCAAGAGGACGGUGCCUCGUGUGGAGUGGAAGAGAACUCCUUUGGUCCUCAGAGCCACGGCUGGACUUCGGCUGCUGCCCACACAGAAAGCUCAGGCUCUUCUGGACCAGGUUCAACACGUGUUUGACGAAUCUCCUUUUUUGGUGUCAGACGACGGCGUCAGCAUAAUGAACGGCAAAAACGAAGGACUCCUGGCUUGGAUAUCGCUGAACUUUCUAACAGGUCACCUGAAAGCGCGAAGCAAGAAGACAGUGGGAAUAUUGGAUCUGGGAGGAGGAUCAACGCAAAUCACUUUCCUGCCCAAACUGAGGAAAACCACUGAAAGUGCUCCUGCUGCUGACUACACUGCUAAGUUUGAUGUCUUAAACUCAACAUUUGAAUUGUACACUCAUAGCUAUCUUGGAAAUGGACUGAUGGCGGCACGGUUGGCCACACUGGGAGCUCUGGGUGCAGAAGGGUUGGAGUGGCAGGUUUUUAAAAGUUCCUGUCUGCCAAAGAAGUUCAGGGAUGAAUGGAGCUUUGGAGGUCUAACCUAUCAAGUGAGCGGGGACCCAGAUGGUUACACAGGAUACAAGCUUUGUUAUCAGGAAGUACUUAAGGUGGUGAAGGGGAUUAUUCAUCAGCCGUACGAGCUUGAAGACUCCAAUGUUUUUUAUGCAUUCUCCUAUUACUUUGACAGAGCUGUGGAUGCGGGCCUUAUCGAUGAGGUCCACGGAGGGAUGCUGGAGGUCAGAGACUUCAAGAAGAGAGCCAAGGAGGUGUGCAAUAAGAUGACCAAGUACCCUCCCAUCCACCCUUUCCUGUGUAUGGACAUGACUUACAUCACUUGUCUACUGAAGGAUGGGUUUGGCUUUAAAGAGAACACAGUUUUGCAGCUAACCAAGAAAGUGAAUAACGUGGAGGCUAGCUGGGCACUGGGUGCUACAUUGGAUCACUUCCACUACCUGAAGAUUCACUGAGAAGUGAGGAGCGUACACUGACAACGAGAAGCUGAUUUUAGGUGGCGCUCACUAACCACACUCAAGUAAUGUGCACUACCUUAUCUAAGAGCAGCAGACAGCUGGUGUUGGUUUUAUAAGGGCAGAACUAACCUCAUGAGUAAUUCUUAAUUUCUUUUAAAAAGCAAUUAUUCUCAAGUGUUAAUAUAUUGAGCUAUAUAUGAGCAAUGCAUUGCCCCACUCGGAGAACAAGUGAAGCACAAGAGGCUGAAUGAAACAUUUUACCAAUAACAUACUCUGUUAAUGCACCUCUGGGGAUUAGUGGAUAUAGAAUUUAUUCGAGAUAGAUGUUUUCUAUUUUACUAAGUCUGAUAAACAGAGAGGCCUGACUUGUUAAGUCAUGUAAUACCAGCAUUUACAUGCAGCAUUUGAUUAACUGUGCUUGAGUGGUUUUUAAUGUUAAGUGUUUCGUUAUUAGUCAAAAGAAUAAUGGCUAUAAUGGGUGUCUGGUACAUUUAAAUUUAACUUAUCAGCCGUUGAGGUUUUGGGGUACUUGUUUUUCAUUAACAACCAUCACUGCAUUUCAGUGUCUACAAUGAUGAAGCACAUAAGCAUUCCUGGUCAUUAUAGUUUCAUAAACUAGCAAAACCCGUCUCAGUAUUUCUUUGGGAGUCUUUGUUCUCAAAAACACGAGGAAAAAAAAAUGUUUGUACAAACUUUGCCAUUUCACGCUUAUUAAAAUAAAAUCAUCACUGGUUGCUAAUUACAAAUAUCUA
Messenger RNA from Maylandia zebra (zebra mbuna), 2331 nucleotides. NCBI's taxonomy places the organism in Eukaryota, Metazoa, Chordata, Actinopteri, Cichliformes, Cichlidae. The record is from RefSeq and is a predicted model, not a curated record.